AUGCCAGACGCUGACUCGAAUCGCAAGCGGUCCCGUUCCCCUUCUGACAGCGAACAGCAAAAGCAUCAUAAGCGUGCCAAUACAGGCGCACCAUCAACUUCGAAUGACUCAAAAACAAACAAUAAUAGCUCCGCUUCUCACUCAGCAUCUGACGUGACCAUGGCAGACGCACCGUCCAAUGUCCAGGACACCGCUGCAUCCACUCCUUCCAACGGGGACAAGGGCAAGGACGACUCCAAGGGAAGCGACAACGGGAAGUCAAAUUCCGCAGAUGCCUCAGCCGCACCAACACCAGUGCCCUCCGCCAACAUCCACAUGCGUUGCCUGAUAGUAACCCAGGAUGCCUCGAUCAUUAUUGGGAAAGGUGGUUCGCAUGUCAACGAGAUCAGGGAGAAGAGCGGCGCGCGGGUGGUUGUCUCAGAGAGCAUCCCUGGCAAUCCCGAACGCAUUCUGAACGUCAGCGGUCCUCUCGACGCAGUGUCCAAGGCCUUUGGAUUGAUAGUUCGCCGUAUCAAUGACGAACCAUUUGACGUCCCCUCUGUGCCGGGAAGUCGCGCAGUCACCAUCAAGUUCAUGAUCCCCAACUCUCGGAUGGGCUCGGUCAUUGGCAAGCAGGGCUCCAAGAUCAAGGAGAUUCAGGACGCCAGUGGGGCGAGGCUAAAUGCAAGCGAAGGCAUGUUACCGGGGUCGACAGAGCGUGUGCUCAGCGUAGCUGGUGUCGCAGACGCUAUCCAUAUCGCUACGUACUACAUCGGCAAUAUCCUUAUAGAGGCGCAGGAGCGCAUGCCAUCCUCAUCCAAUUCUACUUAUCGCCCGACUUCCAACUCACGCCGCCCUACUCAUGGAGGUUCGUCCUAUGUCCCAGGCUACGCUUCCUAUCCAGGCUCGACACCUUCCAACCCACCGCAGCAACUUCAGACACAGCAGAUCUACAUCCCGAAUGACCUUGUAGGCUGUAUCAUUGGGAAGGGGGGCAGCAAGAUCAAUGAGAUCAGACAUAUGAGUGCAAGCCAGAUCAAAAUCAUGGAGCCUGGUGCUGUCGGGGUCGGGGUCAAUGGUGCGCCUGCACCUGCAGGCGGGGAAGGCGAACGUCUGGUGGUUAUCACUGGCCAGCCUGCCAACAUACAGAUGGCCGUGCAACUAUUGUAUCACCGCUUGGAACAAGAAAAGCAAAAGCAGCUUCGCGCUCAAUCAUCUACCUAA
Molecule: messenger RNA, 1203 nt
Organism: Pleurotus ostreatus (oyster mushroom)
Lineage: Eukaryota; Fungi; Basidiomycota; Agaricomycetes; Agaricales; Pleurotaceae
Exons: 4
Coding region: 1-1203 (400 amino acids)
Biological process (GO): regulation of gene expression; regulation of RNA metabolic process
Cellular component (GO): nucleus; cytoplasm
Molecular function (GO): mRNA binding
Source: RefSeq, a predicted model, not a curated record